UAAAAAUUACGUUUAUGUAUUUAGAUUAUAUUUAUUGAAAAUUGACUGAUUCAUUAAUAGCAGUCUGCAGUUCGCUGCAAUUCAAGCUAGAUUAUGAAUGAUUACUACGUAACAUCGAAUCAUCAGCAUUCCGCCCAUCAUUUCCGCCUGCCGGGACGAAUCAUCAAAAGAUACUCCACGGCAUUCGUACGCGCGGUUCGCCGGCUGUGAGUUAGGAUCAGGUUUCUAAGGCGUCCUUUUGCAGAGGGAAGAGCAGGGGGAAGGAGCCGAGCUAGGCACGAGAAAAAAGGAGAACCACCUUACGAAACUCGUCUCGUGAGAAUUCGGCAUAAACCCUUGGUCCGGUGACCCUGUCCCUUUAUUCGCGAAAUGAUCGUUUGAGGCGCGCGCCUAACAGCAAACUCCAGUCCGUGACCACGUGCUUACGCGUGAAGCAGUGCGCCCACUCGAUUCGAGUUUAUCGCGUCCGUCGUGCGUCCGUGGCGUUAAUUAGAAAAAUCGAUCGUCGAACGCGCGCGUCCGCCGGUAUCCAGCGUUCGUUUUAAGUUCUUGCCGGCAGCCCGAUAAUUACCGUCUCGCGUGUCGCGACAGGGCCCACGAAAUGUUGCUCGCACUCAAGCACUUCAAGAGAACGCCGAUCUACGUGGAGGAGGACCACGAUGACGUUCUUCCGAUCAUAUAUCGGUGUAUAGGCUCGAAGCAUCUGCCCUUCGAAGGUAACACCAUUGUACAUCUGGAUUCGCAUCCCGACAUGUUAAUACCGAAAGAGAUGUCGGCUGAUACAGUCUGGGAUAAGAAUGACUUGUUUAGCGAGAUCAGCAUCGAGAAUUGGAUCAUGCCUGCAGUCUACGCGGGUCACCUUAAGAAUCUGAUCUGGGUGAAACCACCGUGGGCUAACCAGAUGACCGAUAGUGUGCUAACGUUCCUCAUCGGCAAGCACAAGGAGACCGGCUGCAUAAGAUUGACCUGCACUGAGCCGUACUUUCUUAGCGAGGGUUUGUAUGCGACACCGGAAGAGCUUGAAAAUACUCGCGACGUCACUUUGCAUGUGAUGACCAUCGGAGCCUUUAUUAAAGAUUCAUCGAUGAAGGAUGAUUUUACAGCCGUCAGCUCGGCGUUGCGUCAAUAUCUCCCCGAGAAGGAUGCUCCAUAUAUCUUAGACAUCGAUCUUGACUUCUUCAGUACUGGAAAUCCAUUUAAACAUCUUUUGGAACGCGUAAAUCUCUACGACAAGUUGACUCCUCUAUUUAACUACAGAAGGGUGGAAUCAGAUGAACCGGAGGUUCUGAAAGAGUCGAUGAUAGAGAGAAAUGAACAAAUGUCGGAAUUAAAAAAUCUCUUCAGCCAUUUACAAGACCAUCGUUCUCUACGAGGCUACGACGGUCCCAAGAUAUCACGAUACGAAGCUGUGGAGCGAAUUUUUCAAGAAGUCACUAGUGCCUACAGAGAUCACGAAAUCGAUUGGAUGCUGGUAUAUACUGCAGGUUGCACUAUAGAUAAUACUACUUUACCUGAACACGUGACAGAACUUAGUGAUCUUGAUCGCUUAAUCAACGGAACGUUCAGACUAUUCUUAGCAGCUCUGCCUACACCUCCAACAAUCGUCACUAUAGCUAGAUCUAGCGAGGAUGGUUACACUCCUCUGGAAAAUGUUGACCAAAUUCAAGAUCAUGUACUCGACCAACUUCGUGAACGCCUGGGACCAGAAAUAGAUGUUAAGUUAAUCUAUCAAGAAGAAGAAGAGAAACAUUAAAUAAAUGAAAAAGAUAUGUCGUAUAAGAAGGCAUGCACUAUUUGAUUGUUUACAUCUUUUAAAUCACAAUUCUUCUAAUAAAAAUAUACUUAUACAAACA
This is a messenger RNA of Ooceraea biroi (clonal raider ant), 1853 nucleotides long. It is a transcript of the gene MESR6, whose product is annotated as misexpression suppressor of ras 6. NCBI's taxonomy places the organism in Eukaryota, Metazoa, Arthropoda, Insecta, Hymenoptera, Formicidae. The record is from RefSeq and is a predicted model, not a curated record.